AUGGCCCUCCUGAAGAUGAUGUUCCCCCUGCAGCGGCGCGUGCGUCUGGCCCAGGGCCUGUGGCUGCUCUCCUGGCUCGCCGUGCUCUCCGGCGCCAUCACCUUCUGCCUCGGCCUCUACCUGAAGACAGAGCUGCUCCGCAGGGCCGAGGUGAUGGACAACUCGGAGAUCCACAUCGUACCUAACAUCCUCAUGGUGGUGGGCCUGGCAGCCAUCGGCACCAACUGGUUCGCGGGGCGUAUCUGUCAGGACUCCCUGGACCCCGAGCGCUUCCCUCGCUGGAAGAACUUCCUGAUGGCGUGGUUCGCGUUGGCCGUGCUUCUGUGCUCCCUGCUCGUCUCCGCCAUGGCUCUCAGCUACGCGCUGCAGGGUCACCUGGAGGAGUCUCUCAAGGUGGGCCUGAGGAACGGGAUCCGGUUCUACAGGGACACCGACGUUCCGGGCCGCUGCUUCCAAAAAGAGACCAUCGACCGGCUGCAGAUCGAGCAUCGUUGCUGUGGCAACAACAACUACAGGGACUGGUUUGAGGUUCAGUGGAUCAGCAACCGGUACCUGGACUUCACCCACAAGGAGGUCAAGGAUCGUAUCCGGAGCAACGUUGACGGCCGCUACCUGGUGGACGGCGUCCCCUUCAGCUGCUGUAACCCCGGCUCCCCGCGACCCUGCCUGCAGUACCACCUGCUGGACAACAACGCCCACUAUAACUACGAACACCAAUCAGAAGAGCUCAACCUCUACGGCCGGGGCUGUCGGCAGGCUCUGGUCUCCUACUACAUGGAGAUGUUGAACACCAUUGGUCCCGGUGUGCUGUCCAUCAUGUUCAUACAGGUGUCGGUGAUCGCCAGCAUGCGGUACCUCCAGACGGCAGUGGAGGGGGCCAUGGCGCUGGAGAACCCAGAGGAGGAGAGCGAGGGCUACCUGCUGGAGAAGGGCCUGAAGGACUCCCUGGUGGACCUGCGGGCGGCCGUGCUCGGCCUGCUGAAGAUCGGCCCCGUGGGGCCCGACGCCGAGGGGGGGGGCGCCGACGAGGAGGCGGGCGAGAAGCCUGCCAACUGA
Gadus chalcogrammus (walleye pollock) is the source of this 1056-nucleotide messenger RNA. It is a transcript of the gene rom1b, whose product is annotated as retinal outer segment membrane protein 1b. The coding region runs from base 1 to 1056 and encodes 351 amino acids. The transcript has 5 exons. The record is from RefSeq and is a predicted model, not a curated record. Lineage: Eukaryota; Metazoa; Chordata; Actinopteri; Gadiformes; Gadidae. Gene Ontology annotation, biological process: visual perception. Gene Ontology annotation, cellular component: membrane.